This is a messenger RNA of Bufo bufo (common toad), 2766 nucleotides long. It is a transcript of the gene RFX6, whose product is annotated as regulatory factor X6. Gene Ontology annotation, biological process: regulation of transcription by RNA polymerase II. The record is from RefSeq and is a predicted model, not a curated record. Bases 1 to 2766 code for a protein of 921 amino acids. The transcript is spliced from 19 exons. NCBI's taxonomy places the organism in Eukaryota, Metazoa, Chordata, Amphibia, Anura, Bufonidae. Gene Ontology annotation, molecular function: DNA-binding transcription factor activity, RNA polymerase II-specific; RNA polymerase II cis-regulatory region sequence-specific DNA binding.
AUGCCAAUUGAGCAGUUUUCAGAGACACAGGAAGGAGAGUGUCCUUUCCAAAAUGGUGAAUCCCACAAAAGGAAUAACCCAAGGAUUGAGGACUGCUAUGAAACUAAGGUGGCUAAAGAACUUUCAUUCACACAAGAGGGAUUAUGUACCGGAGGGGAAGAUCAAAUUAUGCUGACUCCAGGGGAUGAAGAAACAUCAAUUUGCAAUGGAAUAAAAACAGAGCUGCACAUGACAAAUGACACAUUUUCAUCAGACGAUGAAGAUCUGGAUAUUAUUUAUAGGAAAACCAGUGCAAUGUGUAACAAGACAACUCAGAAGAAAUCAAUCACACAGAUCAUUAGGGAUAAAAAGAAGCAGACACAACUUACUCUACAGUGGUUGGAGGAGAAUUAUAUUGUAUGUGAAGGAGUUUGCCUGCCCCGAUGCAUAUUGUAUGCCCACUAUUUAGACUUCUGCAGAAAGGAGAAAUUAGAGCCAGCAUGUGCAGCAACUUUUGGAAAGACAAUUCGCCAAAAGUUCCCACUUCUGACCACAAGAAGAUUAGGCACCAGAGGACAUUCAAAGUACCAUUAUUAUGGCAUUGGAAUAAAGGAAAGCAGUGCUUAUUAUCAUUCAGUUUACUCAGGAAAAGGGCUAACAAGGUUUUCCGGAAGCAAGCUGAAGAGUGAGGGUGGCUUCACUCGAAAAUAUUCUCUUAAUUCGAAGACUGGAACCCUUCUUCCAGAAUUUCCUAAUGUCCAACAUCUUGUUUUACAAGGAACUUUGUCUAAAGAAAAGGUGGACACUCUCAUCAUGAUGUACAAAACCCACUGUCAGUGUGUACUUGAUAAUGCUAUCAAUGGGAAUUUUGAGGAGAUCCAACACUUUUUAUUGCACUUUUGGCAAGGAAUGCCAGACCAUUUGCUUCCCCUGCUUGAAAAUCCUGUAAUCAUUGAUAUAUUUUGUGUUUGUGACUCAAUUCUUUACAAGGUUCUCACAGAUGUCCUUAUACCAGCAACGAUGCAGGAAAUGCCUGAAAGUUUACUAGCAGAUAUACGAAACUUUGCUAAACAUUGGGAACAGUGGGUCACUUCAUCAUUGGAAAACCUUCCAGAAUGUCUCUCAGAAAAGAAAUUGCCAAUUGCCCGAAGAUUUGUGUCAUCCUUGAAAAGACAGACUUCAUUUUUGCAUUUAGCUCAAAUUGCUCGACCUGCUCUGUUUGAUCAGAACAUAGUGAAUGCCAUGACGUCUGACAUAGAAAAAGUAGACUUGUAUAGUAUUGGUUCUCAGGCUCUUCUUAGCAGCUGUAGUGGAGCUGACUCGGAUAUUGACGUCUACACAGAGUUGUUCCAAGAGCUUAAAGAUCUCUUAAAGAAAAACGCCACCGUGGAGUCCUUUAUUGAGUGGCUUGAUAAUGUUGUUGAGCAAAGAGUUAUCAAGGCGAGCAAGCAAAAUGGAAAAUCCCUGAAGAAAAGAGCUCAGGAUUUCUUGCUGAAGUGGAGUUUCUUUGGAGCUCGAGUUAUGCACAAUCUGACAUUAAAUAAUGCAGCUAGUUUUGGUUCAUUCCAUUUAAUACGUAUGCUGCUUGAUGAAUAUAUACUACUAGCAGUGGAGACACAGUUUAACAAUGAUAAGGAACAAGAGCUCCAGAAUUUGUUGGAUAAGUACAUGAAGAAUGCCGAUGCUAGCAAAGCAACGUUUACUGCAUCACCAAGCUCCUGCUUUCUGGCUAGCCGAAGCAAGUCUGUAGGACUUUCAAAUGACCCUACAGUAAAAAAUGAAUGCCUUCAAGAGCAGACUUAUUCAAAUUUGUCACCCGACCAGCAUGCUGGGCUUGUUCGUGGCUUGUACUCCUUCUCAAAUGAAGAUACUGAAACUAUUCCACUAACAGAUCAGAUGGAGAUAUCCCAAAGUACAGCACAUCUUAUGACUCCACCCAUGUCACCGGCCAUUCUCAACCGAGGAAGUGUUAUAAACCAAGGACCAAUGGUUUUGAGGCCCUCCAGUGUGGGUCCCGGAAUAGCAAACCAUGCUCAGGUUUCUUCAUUUUCUGAGCCACUCUACCACAGUCUUUCUGAACCUAACCAGAACUAUUUUGGAAGUGGGUCUAACUAUCAGGCCAUGUUCAGAACUCAUGCUCAGUCUGGUAACUUUCAACAUAGGCUGGAUCAGACUAGAUAUCCACAGUUAAACGACCAACAAGUCACACGGGAUUAUUUUACCAGCAGUUGUGCACUGACUCCAUUUAGCACCCGUCCACCAUCAAACUAUGGGUCAUCAAAUCCUCAGGAAAUACAAAGCAUGCAAUUCUUUAAUUCAAGUGGAUUCAAUUUCGUAAAUGGUGCCACUUCUGGAAGCUGUCAGGGUGGAACAUAUUCUUCAAACACACCCAACGGUUACUUUGGAAACAAUAUAAACUAUGCAGAAUCCCAUCGGCUUGGUUCAAUGAUUGAUCAGCACGUAUCAGUUAUUAGCAGCAUUAGUUCCAUUCGACCUUUGCAUUCAUUUAAUGAUAUUCAGGAUCCACUUAAUAUAUUAGAUGACAGUGGAAGAAAACAAGUGGGAUCCUACUAUGCCGAUUCAUCACCACCACCUACACUUUGUCGCAAUUCAGUGGUGUCUAACAUGCAGAGUGGAAUACCUGUCUCCUCUUCUCAGUGCAUAUAUGGUACAUCUGGACAAUAUGCUGACCAAGGCUCUGUAGAGUCUAAUGAGCCCAGAGAGAUGUUGUCCUCUUUGCCUCCAAUCAACACAGUCUUUAUGGGAGCUACUUCAGGAAGCACAUAA